Molecule: messenger RNA, 1214 nt
Organism: Branchiostoma floridae (Florida lancelet)
Lineage: Eukaryota; Metazoa; Chordata; Leptocardii; Amphioxiformes; Branchiostomatidae
Product: papilin-like
Exons: 5
Coding region: 119-898 (259 amino acids)
Molecular function (GO): serine-type endopeptidase inhibitor activity
Source: RefSeq, a predicted model, not a curated record
CUGAGCACUCGUAUCAAACUCAGCCCUACCCAACUUGCGCAAGAGGUGUCUUACCUUGGCACUUAUUGUGGCUUCUUAAUUUUCGUCACAGCGACAACGUUCACGUGAACAGCUCAGAAUGAAGGCCUCAGCCGUGGUCGUUUUCGUCGUCUGUCAUCUGGCAGGGAGCUCGGCACUCCUCGCAAGCUUUUGCAGCCUGCCUAAGGAGUCGGGCCCCUGCGACAACUACAAACAGGCGUUUUACUUCAACACCGAUAAGCAGAAAUGUGAAGGUUUUCCGUACGGCGGCUGCGGGGGGAACUCCAACAGGUUCAACACCUGGGGAGAGUGUAUGGAGAGAUGUGGGAUUCCUGCUCGGGAGCUUGCUGAAGCGACUGAUACGCAUGCGCAUCUGGGUCACGUGUGUCACGAGGUGUUCUGUAUGGAGGGGUGCCCGGGCGAUCUGUACGCCUCGGACGAGAACGGCUGUCAGACAUGCGGCUGUGCCUGCCCACAACUCAAGUGUCUGCCCUGCCCCAAUGACAUGUACAUGAAGGACCAGUACGGUUGUGACACCUGCCAGUGUGAGUGCAAUGAGCUGAACUGUAACGACGCCUGUCCCGGUGGGGUGUAUGCCAAGAACGAGUUCGGCUGUGACCUCUGUCAGUGUGAGAGCCCCUGCCCCCUCAGGGAGUGUCCCAAGUGCCCAGCCGGGUAUACCAGAGAGACACUGACGGACGGAGAGGGCUGUGAGUACUGCACGACAAACUGCCUGCCGGUGUUGGACUGCCCUGUCCUCGACUGCCCCGGACCGUGUCAGGAGGGAGAACACAGCAUCGACGCUUCCGGGUGCCCUACCUGUGACUGUGUGGUCGUCAUGCACGAGUCGGCUAACGCACCGGAGCAUUACGUCGGAUAGAGCUGCGCUGAGAACAAUGAUGUUCUUCUGACACAACCGAAAUAAAGUCUAAGUUCAUACACCCCUUUGCUCCGAAACUCUUAUGUUCCGACACCCUAUAACAAUCACCCCUAUGUAUCACACUUCCUAACUAAACCUUAUUAAAUUAAACUCCAACAUACAUAUGGCUAUCGGAACAUAGGGAUGUCAGAAAAAAGGCGGUGUCAGAAUACAGGACUGUUCCCAAAUGCGCUCUUAUGACAAAUAAAUGAAAAAAAUGACCUUCUCCGUUCAUGCCCUUAUACCCCCCUCACAUUAUUAGGCGCGAUUCGAUCGG